This is a messenger RNA of Aethina tumida (small hive beetle), 2418 nucleotides long. RefSeq names its product protein spinster. Lineage: Eukaryota; Metazoa; Arthropoda; Insecta; Coleoptera; Nitidulidae. Gene Ontology annotation, molecular function: transmembrane transporter activity. The coding region runs from base 335 to 1858 and encodes 507 amino acids. Gene Ontology annotation, biological process: transmembrane transport. Gene Ontology annotation, cellular component: membrane. The transcript is spliced from 10 exons. The record is from RefSeq and is a predicted model, not a curated record.
AUCGCUGGUCAGUGUGCGAGUGCGAGCGUUUGACAGACGUGGACGAUAUCCAUCGUUUUGGAUGUGAAGUUACGGCAAAAAAAAGAAGAAACAGAACCGGCGCGUGCCGGAAAAAAAACGCCAAACAACGCGGCACCAUAAUCUCAAAACGUACGGCGAAAUUAUAAGUGAACAACAACAGAACAUCGGUCACGUAAAUAAAACAACCCGACUCAUUCAUCAGGUGAUUGUUGUUGCGCGUGCGCGUUCCGGUACCCGCCAACAUGGAUACGAUACGAAAAGCGAUUCAUUCCUCGAGCAUAUGCCAGGAGGUUAGGUUAUCCGGCUUGUUAAGAUGCCUUCUGAGAAAAUAGAAAAGGGCUCGCAACUCGUGUUGAAACAGUUCAAAACGAUGGAUACCGAAACGAUAACUCAAAACAAUUCGAGUGCCGAACUUGUUCGUACGGACAGAAAUGACGAGUGCGAAAACGGCACCGGUGCCGGUGGCGGCAGCCUCAGAGAUGUUAAACUUAAAGACUGGAUCGCCGUCGCGAUUUUGUGCUUCAUCAAUCUCAUCAAUUACAUGGACCGGUUCACGUUAGCAGGAAUACUAGAAGAUAUUAUGGAAUACUACCACAUAGACCACAGCCGUGGUGGUUUGUUGCAAACGGCUUUCAUUGUAAGCUACAUGAUUUUUGCGCCACUUUUCGGCUAUCUCGGCGACAGAUACAGCAGGAGAUGGAUCAUGGGAGCAGGCGUCUUCCUGUGGAGCGUCACCACACUCUGUGGAUCUUUCAUGUCUAAUUUCUAUUGGUUCCUGCUCUUCAGAGCUUUGGUCGGAAUUGGCGAAGCGAGUUAUUCCACUAUCGCACCGACAAUAAUAAGUGACCUUUUCGUUAGUGAUGUCCGCUCAAAAAUGCUGGCCUUUUUCUAUUUCGCCAUCCCUGUAGGAAGCGGUUUGGGUUACAUAGUAGGUUCGAAGACGGCACAGGCGAUCGGCUCCUGGCAAUGGGCCCUCAGGGUGACGCCCGUCCUCGGAUUAAUUGCCGUCCUGCUCAUCCUGUUCGUCCUCGAAGAUCCGGAACGUGGACAGAUCGAGGGAAGCGGCCACAUGGAAACGACGCCGUGGAUCGAGGACGUCGUCGACAUCGUCCAGAAUAAAAGUUUUAUGUUGUCCACUGCCGGAUUUACAUGCGUGUCAUUUGUGGCUGGAGCUUUGGCAUGGUGGGGACCUUUGUUCAUAGAUAAAGGCAUCGCACUGCAAGGAUCGUCUUCCGGCAGCAAUGAUAAAUCAUCGUACCAAUUCGGGAUUGUGUGCAUGAUAUCGGGCAUAAUAGGCGUGCCGUUGGGCAGCGCGAUCGCGCAGCGCUAUCGUCCGACAAUCGAGAAGAUCGACGCGUACCUAUGCGCGAUGGGCGUCCUGGUGUCCGGGCCACUGGUCUACUUUGCUCUGAUCACGGCCCGUUACAGUACCGCCCUCUGCUACUUCUUCAUAUUCGUCGGUCAGCUGUCGCUCAACCUUAUAUGGGCGAUCGUCGCCGACAUACUACUGUACGUCGUUCUACCCACGAGGAGAUCAACUGCCGAAGGGUUCCAAUUGUUGGUAGCGCACGCCCUCGGCGACGCGGGAAGUCCGUACCUCAUCGGAGUGUUUUCGGACGCAAUAAACGCGUCGUUGGGCGGCAACGGCGAAAGUGACGACGAAAACAGUUUCCGGGCACUGCAGUACGCCCUGUUCAGCACCUGUUUCGUGGAAAUCGUAGGCGGUAUGUUCUUCCUGCUCACCGCCAUCUACGUCAUCCAGGAUAAGCGUAAAGUCGAAAAGGCUGUGCAAAAGCAUUUGGCCACACAAUCUGAUGAAACAGGCGAGCCAGAAUAAACUCAACUACGCUACUGAAAUUCGUUGCUAGUGAAUGAAAGUGACCAGGGUAGUUCUUGAUUGUUGGUAUACUAAAAUUCAAAGACGAUUUCUUUCAAUGUAUUUAGUGUCGGUUGAGCCCUUUGUUCCAUAAACGAAACAACAAAAGGUCGAGAGCUUUUUUUGUAAGUUAAACAUUGUGCGAGAUUCUUUUUUAAUUUAAUAUUUAAAUCAAAAGACUUUGGUAAGUAUUAUUUCCGUGGCGAGUGCGUUUAUACCUAGUUCGAAAUAUUAUUUGUAUAUACACGGAUUUAUUAUGUGAUGUACAUAAACUCGAGUGUUUUCAACGAUUCGAAUAAUGAUAGGGGAACAAAGAUAGACUGUUGCAAAAACUUCGGGUUCGAUUAUAUCAAAUGUCAGAAUUACUUGGGAGAUUACCCCGAUAUAUCUUUGUAUUAUAAUAUCUGUGAUGUUAUUAAGUAAUAGUGUUCUAAAAAUUGAAUAUCAAUAAGAAUGUUUUACAUAAAUUUAAUACAUAUCCAAGUUGAUUUUUUUAUGUGGAUCAUUCAUAUAUAUACAUA